Messenger RNA from Penicillium brasilianum, 1359 nucleotides. The record is from the annotation of a GenBank genome assembly. NCBI's taxonomy places the organism in Eukaryota, Fungi, Ascomycota, Eurotiomycetes, Eurotiales, Aspergillaceae.
AUGAACAGGCAUUACGCCUCUCCGAAGGGCUAUUCGGCCUACCCCCGAGGGCCCAACAACCUCUCCAUCUCACCCAAUCGCUUUCAACCUCGUUCGCAACCUGCUCUCCGCCGUCGACGUCAGCUCUUCCAACGGCUACUCCUGCUCGGCGGGGUAUCACUCCUGCUAGUGAUCCUCAUCUUUCCCUCCUGGCGCGCGGCCAUCAUUCCAACCCUAUCCCUCGGUCUCCUGCAUCCCUCGGAGGACCUCCAGCUCCAAACAGUCCGGUACUAUGACCUCUCCGAAGUCCAAGGCACGGAGAAAGGCUGGGAGCGCGGCGAACGCGUCCUCAUGCUAACGCCGUUGCGCGAUGCAUCCUCCCACUUGCCAAUGUUCUUCUCGCACCUGCGCAAUCUCACCUACCCGCACAACCUGAUCGAUCUGGCCUUCCUCGUAUCCGACUCGCGCGAUGACACGCUGAGUAUGCUCACGCGCAUGCUCCAGGAGGUGCAGAAUGAUCCGGAUCCGAAGAUGAACUUUGGCGAAAUUUCCGUGAUCGAGAAAGAUUUUGGUCAGAAGGUGCAGCAGGAUGUUGAGAGUCGGCAUGGAUUCGAGGCUCAGGCGAGUCGGCGGAAGUUGAUGGCCCAGGCGAGGAAUUGGUUGCUUAGUGCGACGCUGCGUCCUACCCAUAGCUGGGUCUACUGGAGAGAUGCAGAUGUCGAGACGGCACCAUUUACGAUUAUCGAGGAUCUGAUGCGGCAUAACAAGGAUGUCACUGUGCCAAAUGUGUGGCGGCCACUCCCGGAUUGGCUUGGAGGAGAACAGCCGUACGAUUUGAACUCGUGGCAAGAGUCGGAGACCGCAUUGGCAUUGGCCGAGACGUUAGAUGAAGACGCCGUCAUUGUGGAGGGAUAUGCCGAAUACGCAACAUGGCGACCCCAUCUAGCCUACCUCCGCGAUCCCUACGGAGACCCAGAUAUGGAGAUGGAGUUGGACGGCAUUGGUGGUGUCAGUAUUCUGGCAAAGGCCCGAGUCUUCCGCGCCGGUGUUCAUUUCCCAGCCUUUAGCUUUGAGAAGCAUGCUGAGACCGAGGGCUUUGGAAAGAUGGCCAAGCGGAUGAAGUUCUCCGUGAUUGGACUCCCACAUUAUACCAUCUGGCAUUUGUACGAGCCCAGCGUGGACGACUUGCGCCACAUGGAGGAAAUGGAACUAGAGCGUCAAGCCCGUGAGCAGGAAGAGCGUGAACGGGAGCUCCAAGAGCAGGAGGACAACAGCAAGUCCAAGGCCCAGAAUGCUGCCAAGGGCUCUGACAAGGGUUCCGAGGAGGGCCCUGCCGCUCAACCCGUCAAGGACUCCGCAAAGGGCUCAUCCAACCUUUAG